Molecule: messenger RNA, 996 nt
Organism: Daucus carota subsp. sativus
Lineage: Eukaryota; Viridiplantae; Streptophyta; Magnoliopsida; Apiales; Apiaceae
Exons: 1
Coding region: 1-996 (331 amino acids)
Source: RefSeq, a predicted model, not a curated record
AUGGACAGAGAACAAGAAGAAAUUCAGUUUCUUGGCUUCUUGGGCAUCUUCAAAGAAGCCUUCAGUGUGACAUCCUCACAUAGGAAAAUUUUCAGCCAAAUCACACUCACUAUAAUCCUUCCUCUUUCCCUCAUCUACCUGGCUCAAAUCGAAAUCUCCGAAAUCUUGUUUGGACAAAUCAUCCGCAGUGAGUAUGAUCUGGAUCAUACUGACCAAAUGGAAACUCAGAAAUAUUCCAAGACUUCAGAUGUCCUCUCAUCCGAGUUGCUCGCAUUUUGGCUCUUCAAGAUUGCUUAUUUCAUCUUUGCCUUGGUUUUCUCCCUCCUCUCAACCUCAGCAGUUGUGUACACUAUUGCAUGCAUUUACACUGCAAAAGAAGUCACCUACAAGAAGGUCAUGAAAGUGGUUCCCAAGGUUUGGAAAAGACUCAUGGUCACUUUUCUAUGGAACUUCAUCAUUGUCUUUGCAUCCAUCAUUGUUCUUCUACUUGUAGCAGCUCUGUGGGCUGUUACUUUAGGAACAAGUGUGGUUGGGAUCACAGUUGGAAUCAUAGUUUUACUAGUAUACGUGUCAGGGAUUUUGUAUAUCGGCUUUAUGUGGCACUUGGCAGGCAUUAUAUCGGUGCUAGAAGACGUGUAUGGAAUACAAGCAUUGUUCAAGAGCAAGGAUUUGAUCAAGGGGAACACUGGACUCUGUGCUGCUAUUUUUAUUAUCAAUAAGCUAUGUUUUAUCGGAAUUUACCUGGGCUUCAGAGCAAGUGUUGUGGGAGGAGAGUCAGUUCUGGGGAAGAUAUCGCAUGCCUGUCUUUGGUCUCUGUUACUGUCCAUGCUGAUUCACUUUGCACUUGUCAUCCAAACGAUCAUCUACUUGAUCUGCAAAUCUUAUCACCGUGAAAGCAUCGAUAAAUUGUCCCUCGCAGAUCAUCUUGAGGUGUAUAGUGGAGAUUAUGUUCCGUUGAACUUCAAGGAUGUUCAGUUAGAGUAUUCUAAGGUUUAA